GGUUUGUGGCAACCCUGUCAAUUUGAUGAAAGAAAAAUCUUCUUAAAAAAUUGUCCCAGACCGGUUGGAGCCGCUGCCGCCCAGUCCGGAUUCAACCUCGCGCGCCGCUGACGCCCGCCCGCCCAACGUGCACUCCCGAUUCCUUCUGGUUCUAAGUCCAAAAUGGCAACUCUCAAAGAUCACCUGAUUCAGAAUCUUCUUAAGGAAGAACAUACCCCCCAGGAUAAGAUCACAGUUGUUGGGGUUGGUGCUGUUGGCAUGGCUUGUGCCAUCAGUAUCUUAAUGAAGGACUUGGCAGAUGAACUUGCUCUUGUUGAUGUCAUGGAAGACAAACUGAAGGGAGAGAUGAUGGAUCUCCAGCAUGGCAGCCUUUUCCUUAGAACACCAAAAAUUGUCUCUGGCAAAGAUUAUAACGUGACUGCAAACUCCAAGCUGGUUAUUAUCACAGCUGGGGCACGUCAGCAAGAGGGAGAAAGCCAUCUUAAUUUGAUCCAGUGUAACGUGAACAUCUUUAAGUCCAUCAUUCCUAAUAUCGUAAAAUAUAGCCCAAACUGCAAGUUGCUUGUCGUUUCCAAUCCAGUGGAUAUCUUGACCUAUGUGGCUUGGAAGAUAAGUGGCCUUCCCAAAAACCGUGUCAUUGGAAGUGGUUGCAAUCUGGAUUCAGCCCGGUUCCGUUACCUAAUGGGGGAAAGACUGGGAGUUCACCCAUUAAGCUGUCACGGGUGGGUCCUUGGGGAGCAUGGAGACUCCAGUGUGCCUGUAUGGAGUGGAGUGAACGUUGCUGGUGUCUCUCUGAAGAAUCUGCACCCUGACUUAGGCACUGAUGCAGAUAAGGAACAGUGGAAAGAGUGCAGAUACACUUUGGGGGAUCCAAAAGGAGCUGCAGUUUUAAAGUUUUCUAAUGUACCACUUCACUGUCUAGACUAUAGCAGGAUUUUAGUUGGAGAUUGUGCAUAUUGUCCUUAUUAUCUGAUCUGUUACUCAAGUAAUAUUAAAAUGGCCUAAGAAAAAACGUCAGUUUCCUAAAGUUCCAAAUAGGAAUGGUUCACCAAACCCUGCAGCUGUAUCCUGGUACUGGAUGAUACCUGUCUUUGUAGGCCUAAAUUGGUUAACGUAAGUUAGCCCCACUGUCUCAGAGGCUCCACUGCCAGAGCUGCCGUUGCUCUGCACACCAGAUGUGUGUUUACCGUGUGUUCUGUCACUUCGGGUUCCUUCCUCCAACACCCAACAUGCCUAGUUCAUCUUUUCCAGUCAGUCACGUUCUGGGAUCCAAUGUAUAAAUUCAAUAUUGCGUGUAUUGUGCAUAACUGUCCUAAAGGAUCUUACUUUGUGUACCAUGUAUGUCAGAAUAUAGUGUACAUGGCCAUAUAACGUAAAAAGACAAUGCAGCCAACUAAGUGUCAUACCAACUAAAAUACCAAAUAAAUUUUGAACAGUGACUCUUUUUUUGAACAAACAAACAAAAAUUGUCCCAGACCAAAGGACACUAAAGAGGCACAACAACUCAA
Molecule: messenger RNA, 1508 nt
Organism: Zalophus californianus (California sea lion)
Lineage: Eukaryota; Metazoa; Chordata; Mammalia; Carnivora; Otariidae
Product: L-lactate dehydrogenase A chain-like
Exons: 2
Coding region: 163-1005 (280 amino acids)
Biological process (GO): carboxylic acid metabolic process
Cellular component (GO): cytoplasm
Molecular function (GO): L-lactate dehydrogenase (NAD+) activity
Source: RefSeq, a predicted model, not a curated record